CUGAUUUCCGAAGUGGCGGCUGGCUUGACCGCUUUCGGGAGAAAAAAAUACAUGACACUUUUCGAGUCGUAGCCUCUGAAAAAGCGCAUGGACGACCGUGGAAGCAUCAAAUCUAUGGCGUCGAUUCAAUACCAAUAAUCAGCGCGAGCGAUUUUUUUUUUUGUUGCGAGCGAGCAGAACUAGCUCGCGCGCGGAUCACUGUUUUACUCGCGGUGUUGAAAUUUGCGCGCGUGAAAGUGGCUGUGCUCGGGCAGGGAAUAUCUGCGCGCGUGGCUGCUUUUUUUUACUCGCGCAGUGAAUAUCUUCUCGCGCUGAUUUUAGGCAUUAAAUUGACGCCAUGAAAAUCGCGUAAUGCUAUCAAAGGUGGACCGGAAAUCUAGAAUCAGGAGCUGCAUCGAGAGCCAACUUCAGGGUUGUUGUCAAAACCAUCGGUCGAAACAAACAUUGACGUAGCCUACCGAAACGGCUGGGCAGUUGGCGAGAAUAAGUUUUGUGUAUUGUAGUUUGAUCGUUACUGGGCUGCUUUCUCUCCCACCUAAGUGAAAAUGGCACGGAAAUCUGCUGGAAAUAUACCCCUGAGCGCGAUGAACCCCAAAUAUUUACAUACAAAUUGUACCAGCCACACCUGGGCUUUUGGGGCCUUUGCUGAGCUCAUUGACAAUGCCUACGACCCGGACGUCAAUGCCAAGCAUCUAUGGAUCGACUCGACUCGAAUAAAGGACAAGGAAUGUCUGAUAAUCAUGGAUGAUGGGACUGGGCUGGACUAUAACAAAAUGUUCAAGAUGUUGAGUUUCGGCUACAGUGACAAGAAGACAAUUCGGGGUCAUGCCCCUGUGGGUCUCUAUGGAAACGGGUUCAAGUCAGGCUCCAUGCGUCUAGGGAAGGACGUCGUCGUCUUUUCCAAAACCAAGGACAUGAUGAGCGUGGGCCUCCUGUCCCAGACGUACCUGGCAGCCAUUCGGGCUGAGAAUAUUGUGGUGCCAAUUGUCACUAUCAAACAAGAUGGAGAAGACAAGAUCAGUGUUGAGCCUGGCCAUGAAGACAGCCUGGAAGCCAUUUUGAAACACUCCCUGUUUAAAACAGAGAAGGAGCUACUCCAGGAGCUGCAGGCCAUCAAUACCAUGCCCCCCACGGUCUCCACGGGAACCAGGAUCAUCAUAUGGAAUCUGCGCAGCUCCAAAGAUGGGCAGACGGAGUUUGAUUUCAAAACGGAUCGGUACGACAUUCGGAUCCCAUGUAUGGACUCGGGUGAUGUUAACAAUCCCAGCAAGAACACAGAACCAGAGAGCAGGUACUCCCUGCAAGCGUACUGCAGCAUUCUGUACCUGAAGCCCCGAAUGCAGAUCAUCAUCAGGGGACGGAAGGUGCGGACUCAGCUGGUCUCCAAGAGUCUGGCCCACACCCUCAAGGACCGAUACACGCCAAAAUUUCUGAGGAGGCCUAUCCCCAUAACUUUUGGGUACGGCACCAAAGACAGUGGGCAUUACGGCAUAAUGAUAUACAACAAAAACCGACUGAUACGAGCGUACGAGCGAGUUGGCUGCCAGCGCAAGGCCAUCCCAAAGGGUGUGGGAAUAAUCGGCAUUAUAGAGUGCAACUUCCUCAAUCCAACACACAACAAACAGGAUUUUGAUGACACAGAGGAGUACAGGAAAGUGAAACAUAACCUGGGGGAGAAGCUGGAGGAAUAUUGGAACCAAAUGCACCAUUUAAAACAGAAAAAGGAUCCCAGCUGCAACUUGGCAAUAGAGGACAUGGAGAAAUCUCCGGAUCAGAACUGGGCCCAGUGUGACAUAUGCCAGAGAUGGAGGAAGCUGCCAGAUGGAAUAGAUGCCAGCAAGCUGCCUGACAAGUGGUUCUGCUACUUGAACCCAGACCCCCAGUACAGGACCUGCCAAGCAGAGGAAGAGCUGGAGGACUCUGAGGAUGAGCAACCAUACCAAAAGACCUAUAAACAGAAGAAGAAACGGCAGAAUGCAGAAGAUGCCGUACCAUCACCGAGCACUUCGACUACACCCUCAACACGCAGUGGUACAAGCCGGUAUCACAGUGGUACAACAUCAGGAGGCAAUGUGACCCACUUCACCCCUCCCACCUCCACUCCUCUCAAUAGUUCUGGCCGCAGGCCCUCUGCACAAAGCACACCUCGCAGCUCUUCCACGUGGUCCACACCCACACACCCAAGGAGCAAAAGGCUGCUGUCGUUGACCCCAGAGAGUGAGCCGGUAAAAAGGGCAAGGGUGCAAGGUCACGGCAUAUCAUCAGCAGCUGGCACGGAGUUGCUCCCACUGGUGACACAGGCCACCCCAGAUGCCGUCCUACUUGUGGAGGAAUCCGGAGCGCCAGUUGCACCGUGUGAUCUUGCUAUGAUGAAGACAAAGCUCAGGGCCAGCGGAGGGGGCAUCAACCUACAACUCAGUGAUGGAGCCCUCGCAGAGGAGUCCAUGGAAAGCAACACCACAGCAACAGCCGCCUUCGCUCCAUCAGCGGUGCGUCAGCAGGUGUCUGUCGAGACCCAAACUGAAGGAGUGGCCAAGGUGAAGGAGGAGGAAGAGGAGGAGAGGACAUGGAGCUUGAGAGAGGAUGUGCCCAAGAGUUCAGAGCAGAUGCAGCUCCUGGAGAGAGAGGCCAGGGAGCUCAUGGAUUCCAGCGGGGGAAUGCACCCCCUCCUGGAUAUGCAGCAGGACGGGCUGUUGGAGCAGUGGGUGAUAGCCAGUAAGGAGAGAGACCAGUACAAGGAGCAGAUGGUGACAGCCAAUCAGGAGAGAGACCAGUACAGGGACCAGGUGGAGACAGCCAAUAAAGAGAGAGACCAAUACAAGGAGCAGAUGGUGACAGCCAAUCAGGGGAGAGACCAGUACAGGGACCAGGUGGAGACAGCCAAUAAAGAGAGAGACCAGUACAGGGAGCAGAUGGUGACAGCCAAUCAUAAGAGAGACCAGUACAGGGACCAGGUGGAGACGGCCAAUAAAGAGAGAGACCAGUACAAGGAGCAGAUGGUGACAGCCAUUCAGGAGAGAGACCAGUACAGGGACCAGGUGGAGACAGCCAAUAAAGAGAGAGACCAGUACAGGGAGCAGAUGGUGACAGCCAAUCAGGAGAGAGACCAGUACAGGGACCAGGUGGAGACAGCCAAUAAAGAGAGAGACCAGUACAGGGAACAGAUGGUGACAGCCAAUCAGGAGAGAGACCAGUACAUGGACCAAAUGGUGACAGCCAAUCAGGAGAGAGACCAGUACAGAGACCAGAUGGAGACAGCCAAUCAGGAGAGAGACCAGUACAGGGACCAAAUGGUGACAGCCAAUCAGGAGAGAGACCGGUACAGAAACCAGAUGGAGACAGCCAAUCAGGAGAGAGACCGGUACAGGGACCAAAUGGUGACAGCCAAUCAGGAGAGAGACCGGUACAGAGACCAGAUGGAGACUGCAAAACAAGAGAAGGACCAGUACAUGGCGCAGGUAGACGAGCUGAUGCAGGAGCUUCAGAAAAUGAGGACAAGCAGCGUGAAGCAGGAGCCAUGUGACCAGGCCUUCGGGGGAGAAGAUGACCUGGCCCUGCAGAUAGACUCCAUCCUUACAGAUCUGGACUGCUGCAAUAAGGAGAGGGACCAACUGAAGAGCAAGCUGGAGAGUUUGGAGGCAGAGAGAGGAGCUGUCUUUUCUCAGUGCGAGCAGCUGAAGAAAGAGCUGGAUGAUCUGAGGGAGGCUGGGAGCAGGGCCCUCAGCCCCAGCUGUGCAGAAAAGACUGGGAACAGUCCCAGCAGGCCUGGAUCAACAGGGGCUGAGAGGCUGAAGAACCUGCGACUCAGUGUGAGCCGUCUCCUGGUGAUCCUCAUACCAGAGCUGGACCUGGAACAGGUAAACUAUGAAAGUGGUGUCAUCGAAGAGAUCCUGGAACAGUACAUAGAUGGUGUCACUUAUUCUGAAGCCACAUAGAUGUGCCAACCCACAUUUUUUGGAGAGGUCUCUAUCACUCCGGAUCCUUACCACCACAGGGAGCUGGCCAGGAGUGACCACCUACAUCGCAUCUUUAAACAUUUUGAUUAAUUUUUGUUAAGUGCCUUUCUUUACAACGUUAAAUAUGUAACUUUAUUUUCAUACAUCCUGUAUUCUUUGUUUAUUGUAUUGUACUGUGUCUUUUAUAAUUGUGCAAGAGCAUGUAAUCUCCAGCUUUAACUGUUUAGUAUAACAAUUAUUUCUAAAUUUUAUCUUUUAUCUUGCAAAUCACGUUGCUUAACUGAAAACAUUCCUCAGUUAUGCCUCCUUUUCUUUUCUUUUUUUAAAUUUGGCACCCAACGUUGGACUGAACAUGUCUAAUUCCCACCCUAAUUUGUAAUGUCCAGUCAUCUGCUACCGCAGCCACGUUCAUGCAUGAUCCCCACUGCAGAUUUGGGAGAGCGUAGACACAUGUUGAAACAUGCGGUGUCACCAGCUGCUUCUUUUCACAUCACAGACUACAGCUAAGAGUGCGUAGAGGGAAGCCGGAAGACCACCUUUCAUAUGCGGCUUUGACGUGCAGGUUGUGGACACCUGAUUGACCAGCAGGGGUCACUAGAUAGCAAUGAAACUAAGGCCCCUGACUGGAAGAACCUGGAUGAUGCAAUUGGCAGUUUUUAUGUUUCCCUAUGGAGCUGCCAGCUACAGUUGACAGACUCGACACUGGCAUGGUCCUGAUUCGGUCAGAGUCCUUGGGGCUCAUCCAUGGACUACGCGUAGUGGUGCCUUAACUGAAUGAGCCACCCAGCAGCCUCUUAUGCCUCAAUUUCUGAAAGAUAUAUUUUGUUAUAGUUGAUAUUGUGGUGCAAAGUAGCAUUAAAAUCUUCUGCAGGUAGUUUUAAGACUUGUGUAAAAUCAGUUCUUUCAAGGGUUGUAUAAUACCUGUCAGCCAUGUAUACUAGUUAAUAUGCUAACAUUCUGUCCAUGUCAAAUAUAUAGUGUGAACUCUCUCAGCCAACGGGGGGUUGAGUGACGGAUGCCCAGAAGAACCAGCACGGUGAGACAGAGGUAGUGGUUAACAAAAAAGGUCUUUAAUAAUUGCAAUGAGUGGGGGUAGGGGUAGGGGGAGCCAAAAACAACUAAAAAGUCUUCCCGGUUGGGGUAUCAGUGCUCCGCUCCAGGUCUUCACCCGCUCUUCUGGAGAGAAACGAAAAAGAAGUGGGUUAAGGGGGGGACAGGGCGUGGUCAGUCCGAUCCGGGUCCGGUUCCUUGCUCCGGCCGCCGGCUGGUGAUCCUCCGGUCCCAAGGGUGUGGGGGAGAAGGCCUCCCUCCCAAUGUGGUAGCACUCCACUCUUCUCCCACUCAAGUUCUGCGCUGUUCCUGUCGUUGCCCCCUGCCACACGGUCUCCAGGAAUCACGAUUACUUUGUAUCCUUUACACUUUACCACAGGUUAUCACAAGUACUCCUUAGUUAAGAGAAUUGGCCCACGGCCGCUUACAGUCUCUUCCCGGGGUGGAGAGUCGUCCGGCGUAGCUGCGACGGAAGCCCCAGCAACUCUCUCUUUCCUUGGGUUGUGCUGGUCUAUAAAAGCCUGCCUGCUCGUUAGUGCAAGCAGCUUCAGGUGGGCGCCGGCAGCCAAUCCAGCAAGCAGCUUCAGGUGUGUGGUAGAGUGGAAAAUUCCGCCUACCUUCCCUCUGCUGCAGCCCUGUCCAUGGUGCUGCCGGUUGUCGCCUCAGUUGGUCUGCCGGGGGCUGUCCAGGGUCCUGAAUGUCUCUAGACAGGGGUUUGCUAGGUACCGCCCACUCACCACUUUUCCCAGCGGCCGCCGGUGUCGAUGGGCUCGGCCGUCCUGGUGGUCUCGUGGGGAGCACCGAUAAGGGAUCGGGGCGCCACAAUAGUUAUACUGUAUAUAUAAGGAUAUAUGAUAUCUUGAACAACCUUGUCAAUGCCAAAACCUUCCCACACACUUACACGUGUUGUGUUAAGUGUUAUGGGCAAAAAAAAUGUGUCAAUGGUGGAACAAGGAGCAAUACAGUUAAUCCACUGAGCUAGACCAAGGUCCCAAGCCAAGGGAAUUAAUCAUUAUUUUAUCAAAGCUUCCGGUGGUGACAUCACAUUCUGUAGGAAACUUCACAAUUCAAAACUCAAUUACAGAAGGAACUGCACAGUUUGAUGCUGUUUGUGCUUAUUCUGUUGUUGUUCUGUAUGUCUAUUUUAAUUUAUUUAUUUUUUUGCUUUUUAUUUUUUAAAUUUUUAUUCAAAAGAUUUUUAUUUUGGUACCCUACGUGAGGCUGAGCAUGUACAGUUCCCACCAUGAUUUGUUAUGCCCUACUGUCUGCAACCGCACUCAUUCAUGCUCUGUCCCAACUGCCAAAACAGGAGAGUAAAGACUACUGUGGUUCUCCUCCAAA
Messenger RNA from Anguilla anguilla (European eel), 6347 nucleotides. RefSeq names its product MORC family CW-type zinc finger protein 3-like. The transcript is spliced from 18 exons. Gene Ontology annotation, cellular component: nucleus; PML body. The record is from RefSeq and is a predicted model, not a curated record. Bases 546 to 3935 code for a protein of 1129 amino acids. Lineage: Eukaryota; Metazoa; Chordata; Actinopteri; Anguilliformes; Anguillidae. Gene Ontology annotation, molecular function: ATP hydrolysis activity; zinc ion binding.